AUGGGCGCUGUCAAGUUUCACCUUUACAAAAUCCUUGGUGUCCCCGUGGAAAGCUCUACCGAGGAUGUCACGCGCGCAUAUCGGCGUCUCGCACUCAAGUACCACCCCGACCGCAACCCAGAGGGCGUGGAAAAGUUCAAGAGUAUCUCGAAUGCCUAUGCCGUGCUCUCUGACCCUGAGCGACGCGCGGCAUACGACCUGACAGGCUUUGUCUCGGAUUUCGCAGACUCAUCGCACGUCAUGUCAGAUGAGGCGGCUCGCCAGCAGCGCUCUGCGGAGCUAGCGGAUCAGGUGCGCAGCUUCUUUGCCACCUACGCUGGAUCUGCAGAGGAGCGGGCGGACGUCGUGCGCGGCUAUGAAAAGUGCAACGGCGACUUCAAAAAGAUGGUGCGAGGGUAUCUUCUCUUCGACAACGGCGUUGAGGCGGAGGUGCAGCGGCUGCAUCGCCUUGUGUCAACGCUGAUCGAGAUGGGGAAUCUAUCGCGAACACCGGCGUGGGAGUCAACGAGCACCCCCGAGGCUGUCCUCAGGCUGGAAAAAGCCAUGCACCGUGAGCGUCAGGCGGCAGAGAAGGUGCUGAAAAAUAUGGCCGGCAGCGGUACCAGUGCAGCAGGCACCGCAGACGGCGACCUUAGCAGUCUUCAAGUUAUGAUUCGGCAGCGACAGCAGUCUUCAUACGAGUCAAUGCUGAACCACCUUGAGAGCAAGUACGUGACAAAGGAGAAGAGCGCACGGGAGUCGAGCAAGCGCGCACGCGAGGCCGCACCGACCGCUCGCGAAGACGAGCGUGCUUCCAAAAAGAAUCGCAAAGCCUCUCGUCACCGGUAG
Leishmania mexicana MHOM/GT/2001/U1103 is the source of this 828-nucleotide messenger RNA. RefSeq names its product putative chaperone protein DNAj. The transcript has a single exon. Lineage: Eukaryota; Euglenozoa; Kinetoplastea; Trypanosomatida; Trypanosomatidae. Gene Ontology annotation, molecular function: heat shock protein binding. The record is from RefSeq and is a predicted model, not a curated record. Gene Ontology annotation, cellular component: nucleus; cytoplasm. Bases 1 to 828 code for a protein of 275 amino acids.